AGAACUAUGGGACUUGAGGGAGCAGAGACAGCUGUACAGCCACAAGUGACCCUGCUGCCUACAGUCAAUGGGAGUAACCCAAGAUACGAUGGUGUGGAUGGCCACUGGCCAGAGAGCCCAGAGAGGUCACCCUGUGUGGCUGGUAUCAUACCUGUCAUCUAUUACAGUGUCCUGCUGAGCCUGGGGCUGCCUGUCAACGUCCUGACUACAGUGGCACUGGCCCGCCUUGCUGCCAGGACCAGGAAACCCUCCUACCACUAUCUCCUGGCACUCACGGCUUCAGAUAUCGUCACCCAAGUGAUCAUCGUCUUCGUAGGCUUCCUCCUGCAGGGAGCUGUGCUGGCCCGCCAGGUGCCGCAGGCGGUGGUGCGCACAGCUAACAUUCUGGAGUUUGCUGCCAAUCACGCCUCAGUCUGGAUUGCAGUCUUGUUCACUGUGGAUCGCUACAACGCCCUAUGCCGCCCCCUACGCCAUCGGGCCACCUCGUCCCCAGGCCGGACCCACCGCGCUAUUGCCGCUGUCCUUGGCGUUACCCUCCUGACCGGCAUCCCAUUCUACUGGUGGCUGGAUGUGUGGAGGGAUGCAGACCCUCCUAGCACUAUGGACAAACUCCUCAAGUGGGCUCACUGCCUCAUCGUCUACUUCAUUCCCUGCAAUGUUUUCCUGGUCACCAACUCUGCCAUCAUCCUUCGGCUACGGAAGAGGGGCCAGAGAGGGCUGCGGCCGUCGGUGAACAAGAGCACGGCCAUCCUCCUGGGUGUCACCUCCCUCUUCGCCCUCCUCUGGGCACCUCGCAUUAUUGUCAUGCUGUACCAUCUGUAUGUGGCCCCUGUUCACCGGGAUUGGAGGGUUCACCUGGCCUUGGACAUAGCCAACAUGUUGGCCAUGCUCAACACAGAGGUCAACUUUGGCCUCUGUUGCUUCAUCAGCAAGACUUUCAGAGCCACUGUCCGACAGGUCAUCCGUGAUGUCCACAUGGCUUGCACCUUAAAGUCACAGCCAAAGGGAACGGUGGUGGAACUCGUGCUGAAGUCCGUAGGGACAGAGCUGUAG
Mus pahari (shrew mouse) is the source of this 1053-nucleotide messenger RNA. It is a transcript of the gene Gpr142, whose product is annotated as G protein-coupled receptor 142. The transcript has 3 exons. Gene Ontology annotation, cellular component: membrane. Bases 7 to 1053 code for a protein of 348 amino acids. Lineage: Eukaryota; Metazoa; Chordata; Mammalia; Rodentia; Muridae. Gene Ontology annotation, molecular function: G protein-coupled receptor activity. The record is from RefSeq and is a predicted model, not a curated record. Gene Ontology annotation, biological process: G protein-coupled receptor signaling pathway.